This is a messenger RNA of Plutella xylostella (diamondback moth), 1881 nucleotides long. RefSeq names its product putative malate dehydrogenase 1B. NCBI's taxonomy places the organism in Eukaryota, Metazoa, Arthropoda, Insecta, Lepidoptera, Plutellidae. The record is from RefSeq and is a predicted model, not a curated record. Gene Ontology annotation, biological process: malate metabolic process. Gene Ontology annotation, molecular function: oxidoreductase activity, acting on the CH-OH group of donors, NAD or NADP as acceptor; malate dehydrogenase activity.
AAACAAAUAAAAAUUAUGAACUUCAGACCAACUAUGAACAAAAUAUUCUAAUAAUAAACUUGCGCUUUCCCUGAUGUUUCAAAAUGAGUAUUAGAUUUAUAAUAGCAGGGGAGUCACAAUGCCAAUUAUUUGCACAAGCAUGCUUGGUAGCUGAUUAUCUAGCACAAAAUUUACCAAAUAUUCGCUAUGACACGAUACAAAAGCCCGUCUUAGAAUGGAAGCCAUGGUUAUGUAAAAUUAACAUGAAAAACAAUUGGCACCAUUGCUCAUCUCCUUUGAUAUGGAAAGAACUUAUGAUGAAAGGAAGUAAACCGUAUUAUAUUGGCAGUGCAACGCAAUUCUGGGACUACUGCUACUCUUAUUACAAAUUGGAAACCUUUAUAACUUGUGACAAACUAAGAGAAUUAAUCCCAAACAUUGAACAAUUUAAGCAAGAAAUAGAAAUAGAAACAAAAGCACUCAAGUGUGGAGAAGUACAUGAAGAAAUUAAAAGUAAUAUUACAGUCCCAAAGAAUAAUUUUGUUGUUUGCAUAUCUGGCGCGGAAAUGAAUAUUGUAAAACAUCUCAUAUUCAACCUUCUAGAAAUGAUUGUUGAAGAGAAAAACAUUUCAGAAAUAUACAUCUAUGAUAUCAAAAACUCAAAGUCUUACAUGAAGUACAUCGAGCGAGAAUCGAGUUGUUUUAAGAACAACCCCAAAACUUUGAAAUAUGCCGAGAAGAUUGGAUUUGCCUUGACUCAUGCCGAUUUAUUAAUAGUACUAGAUCAUGCACCUUACGAUGAUGAGGAUUCUAUAGGGUUUUGGCUUCAUGCCAAUAGAAGAAUCAUGGAGAAUUUAGCGCACAUGAUAAAUCCAUGUGCUCCAUCCAGUAUGAAAAUUCUGUUCCCAAAUAUUGGCCCAUCAUGUUAUAAUGCCACGGUUUUGGCAAACGCGAUGAUAAGGAUUCCGAAGUGGAACAUUGUUGUAGCAACAUCAGACCUGGGGAUGGAGAUGGCACCAGUUGCAGCAGAGAUUGCGGAAGUUCCACAUAGAAAUAUGUUCUGUCCACCUGUAUGGGGUUUCGUCGGCAUUAAUCACUUAAUUGAUAUCAGAACUACCAUACAUAGAUACAAUUCCUUCGAUCCUUACAGCAGAUUUCUCAAGGUGCAGGAUUCUACCUUAAAAAUUGGCUCCUUAAAACCUCAAUUGCGAACCAUGGAAUAUCUCAUGGCAUUUGAUGAAUCAUUGUGGAUUAAAGUAGCAGAGCGUAAGCAUAAAAUACCGGAAGGACAAAUUGGAAUAAAUAAAGCUGAAGCAGUAUUAAAUGUGGUAAAACUAUGGCUUCUUGAAGAAGAUCCUGAAAAUUACACUAAUCUCGGAAUUCGAUGUGACGGGACAUUUGGACUAACUUUUGAUGGUGUAUUUUCUCAACCCGCUCAUCUCAUUAAUGGUGUAUGGCAACCUGCCCGGGAUUAUAUGACUCCUAAAGAUCCACAUAUGAAGCUACCGUAUCUACAGUAUAUUGCUGAAUUGAGCAUGAAAUUUCAAGAAAAAGAUCUUCCCAAAAUCUAUAAUAUCUGUCCUUGUGAUUGUACUGGUCAUACCAGUCUUUGUUGGAAAUCAUAGAAUACUUUAAGCGAUUAUUGGGAGUUCGGAUGGGCAUAACUAUUCAGAAAAAUACAUUCAGCGUUAUCUGAAUGCUCGAUAACUGCAGAUGUUAACUCGAAUUUGCAAGACAUAUCGAUAGCAUGAGGCAUAAAUCAUAAUUGUAGAGACGCUGCACUACAGUCGUCGAAAUAUUGGACGGCCCUUUUGGACAGCUACACAAAUUUACUAUUUACUCUUGAUUUAUUUGAUAAAAUACAUAAAAAGACACAUAAUAAAAAUUAUUUAACAGCUUAAG